CCUUUUGGCUCCAGCGCACUGUUCGGGCGUCCCGCCACCCAGAGCCCGGGCAGCUGACGCGUUCUGGGGCGCACCCGCCGAGGAUGCGAGGGAGGGAAGGCCGGAGAUGGGCGGAGGAGGAGUGGUCCUGCCCUGGCCUCCCCGGGGUCUCUCAACAAGAGCGUAGCUGGGAGCACUCCUGGCCCGGAGUUGCUAGGAAACCGCCCCACGCUACCGGCGGCCGGGGCUGCAGAGCAGCUACAGCUCGGAGCAGCGUGGGCGGGACAUUGGUGAGGCAUGAAGUCACCGCGGCCCACACUCGCUCUUUGUUUUGCACACUCCAGCUCUUUUUUCCCCCCUUGGCUCUGAUAGUUGCCAUUCCCAUCAUUCGCAAGAACUUCUAAUGCGUAGCCACGCAACAGGAAUCGCACACCGUGUUCCCUUCCUUAUCCUCCCCCGAAUCCUUGCACCCCAACGCUCACUUAGCGGGUGUGGAGACUCGUUCAGCACGAGUGGCAGCUGCGCUCAAACCCCAAUCUCUCACCCCCGUGCUGCGCGCUCCUUUGUUCGGCGCUACUCACUGCCCUGCAGCUGCUGCAUACUAAGUGGAGUUCAGGGGCCUCUCCCCGCCCCCAACACCCUCCGCUGCUGGGAGCAACCUGCCUACUUUGCUUUAAGAGUUAGGAGUUCACCCUUUGUCCCAACCCAAGGCCGUGCGGUGUCCUCCCAGCCCUUGGAGAGUUAAGCGAGUCCGCGGGAGCUGUAACCAAAGUCGCUGGCCUGAGACUUCUCACGGCUCCUUCUGCACUCGGUGCCUUAGCCAUGGGCUCCACAGCUUUACUCUUCCCAGAGUCUGGCGGUGGCUUCGAGCUUUUGCUACAAUGCGUCUUCUGACCUUAAACGUCACCUUCCCAAUAAAUGGAACAAGGCAGUUACAGACGGCGGCAGAACGGGGAGAGAGACGCUAAUGAGGAGAUGGGAGGGUACUUCUGCCUGCUUGCGGCUCAGAAAUUUAGGCACAAUCGGGGAGUGGGUGCUGUGCUGAGCAGCUGUCUGGGAAGCAGCGCACCUUCUCGGGUCCUGUCACUACAGCUUUAGGCCUAGCGAAGGAACCCAACCCCUUCUCCCCCGGGAGUGCAGACAAGGCUUUGAGACACCGAGUGAUGGUUCUUUUUUUCCUCUAGGGGCAGAAGUGGUUCUCCGUGAUGAAGUCUAACCCCGCAUCUCCCGUAGCAGCCUAGCCCACUUGUUGGGUAGAUCACUCUCAGCAGGUAUCGCACCAGUCGGGUGCACUUAUUAGCUGGUGGUACAGUGGUAAAGAGAUGGCUAUUAAACAAGAGAUCGGCAGUUCAAAUCCAUCAGCAGCUCCUUGGAAACCUUCUGGUGCAGUUUAACUCUGUUCGUUCCACUAAGGCUUAAAUAGUAUCCCAUCUGAGCUGAAGCCUGGCAGGCACUGGGCAAAAUCAUAACCAGAUACCUGAAACAUGGACUGCUCAGAUCAUGUCAGUCAUAGUUCAACAGCCCCAUCCUGCCAGUGAAGGUAAAAAACAGAGAAUACCAGCUUGUUCAAGACCUGCAAGCUGUCAACCAGGGUCACUCUGAGUUGGAACUGAUUCAAUGGGACCUAACAACAACAUGAAGUGCUAAAAAGCAAGGUGCCUGGGUGACCCCUGAAGUCUUCACACCUGACACCUCUUGAGGGAAUGGUAAGGGUUGUCCCAGAAGGUAAAGUGGAGAAAUGCAUGGGGCCAAGUGGCACCCAUGAAUGAAAGGUCUGAAAAUGGAAUAGACUUGUAAAACCGUAAGUACAUACUUCCCAUAACGUAUAAAAAGAAGUGUUUUGUCUUGCUGUAUUUUAUGUUAACUUUAACACUUCUAUUUUUUAAAAAGAUGAGUCAUUUCCUCUGUCUGGGGCAUGACUGUGAGUGGUAAAAUCUGGGUGAAAUAUGUUAAGGUCACGGAAAUUUGUUAGAGUAUAGGAUCCAUGUUCAGUUUCUAAUUUCAUCUUGAUUUUAAAAUAAAGUGAUGGUGUUAUUAUGAUAAAUCAACAAAGGAAUGAUGGACACAGUAGGUGGAAAAAUGAUAACCAGUGAAAGAGCCCAUUUUUGGUCAGGAGGAAUUUCACAAAGUAGAUCUGAAGGAAAUGUGGUUGACAUGGAAGCCCGAAAACUCUCAAAAAGUUGCAAUAUUACAGAGUGUCAAGACCCAUGUUUGCUUCUCAAUUGGCCAGAUGCUUUUACCCUUCAUGGCAAUAAUGUCUCCAAAGCUACAAAUCCAUUCUGGAAUGAACUGUCGGCUUCUAAUCCAUUUUUGGAUGACAUAACUCAUCUAAGAAAUAACAAGAAGAGUGAUAAUAUUUCCAUCUUGAAAGAAGACCCCUUCCUUUUUUUUAGAGAAAUAGAAGCUGGAAAUUCUCUUGAUUCUUCUGGUGAUGAACUUGACGCCCAUCAAUUGCUUAGAAGGUCUUCCUCAAGGAAAUCUGGAAGAUCUAAAAGUGUUUCAGAACUUUUGGACAUUUUACAAGAUAGAGCACAUGCCCGUCAGAGUACACUUGACUCUGACCAGAUUCUGGAGCAAGACUUAGAAUGGCUUCAAAAUGACCGAGAGGCUUAUAAAAUGGCUUGGUUGAGUCAACGCCACCUGGCCCGCUCCUGCCUGGAUUUGAAUAUAAUCAGUCAGAGUCCCGGAUGGGCCCAAACACAAGUUUCAGAGACUGUCAUUGUUUGUAAAUUAAAUUACCAAGGAGGGUCAGUACAAUUACCUGAAUCAGACAUCACAGUUCAUGUGCCUCAAGGUCAUGUAGCUGUAGGGGAAUUCCAAGAGAUAUCCCUAAGAGCUUUUCUUGAUCCUCCACAAACUCUCAACCAUAAUCUUUCAUGCACUGUAAGCCCACUGUUGGAAAUCAUGUUAGGCAACCUUAACACAAUGGAAGCCAUUUUGCUGGAGAUGAAAAUUGGAGCCAAAGUGAGAAAGGAUCCUUUCAGCCAAGUCAUGACAGAAAUAGUGUGUUUACACAGCCUGGAUAGAGGAGGGCCUUUCAAAGUGUUAAACAAUUGCUACAUUUAUAAAGACACCAUCCAAGUCAAACUAAUUGAAUUGAGUCAGGUGAUGUAUCUUGUGGUUGCUGCACAAGCGAAAGCUAUUCCAUCACCAGCUGCCACCAUUUGGGAUUAUAUCCACAAAACCACCUCAAUUGGAAUUUACGGCCCCAAACAUAUACAUCCCAGUUUCACUACUGUUUUCACAGUUUGUGGACACAGUUAUAUGCCAGAAAAGCUCACAAUUUCUGAUAUUAAGAGGGGUGGAAAAAACAUGUCUCCAGUUGUAUUUCAUCUCUGGGGGAAGCAUUCAUUUUUACUUGACAAGCCACAAGAUUUAAGUAUUUAUGUUUUUUCAUGUGAUCCUAAUUUUGAAGUAAAGGUAGAAGAAAGGAAAGAAAUUAAACAGAAAGAGUUGCAGGCAGGCAAAGUAGUUCAUCAACAAUUUUUGUUUUCUUUAGUUGACCCCAGAGAAAUGCACUUGUUUGAUUUCCGUGUUCAGGUGGAGCCACCCAAUGGUAGACCAGUUACACAGUUUUCAAUCACUACACCUAAUCCAGCCCCAAACCUAAAAAGAUUCUCCCAUCCGCCAGGCCAUAUGCAGGAGGAGACAGAAUUCAAGUCAGCGCCUUUAUUACCAAAAGUAAUUGUUAAAUAUCCCACAUUUCAAGAUAAAAAAUUGAACUUUACCAGUUAUGGGGUAACCCUGAAGACAGUGUUAAGACAAAACAAGAUUGACUACUUACUUCAAUAUUUGAAAGGGGACACAAUAGCUCUUCUUGGAGAAGGUAAGAUAAAAGCCAUUGGACAGUCCAAAGUGAAAGAAUGGUAUGUGGGAAUCCUCAGAGGUAAGGUUGGACUUGUGCAUUGCAAAAAUGUCAAAGUGAUUUCAAAGGAACAAGUAAUGUCUUCAUCAGAUAGUGUAUUCACAACAAGGAAUCUUCUCGAACAAAUAGCUUCGCCUUUUAAAAAAUUGACUUAUAUCUACUCGGUUGUAUUGACCUUGGUGUCAGAAAAAGUUUAUGACUGGGAAGUUUUAGCUGAUGUCCUGGGUUACUCACAUUUCGCACUGGAAGAUUUUGAAGGAAUGCAAGCAGAGAAGGAAUCAGAAAAAGUUUCUUAUGUUGUGAAGAAGUUAAAGGAAGAUUGCCAUUCAGAUAGAAAUAUAAGGAAGUUUCUUUACGAGCUUACUGUGGCUCUGCUAAAGAUGGAUUGCCAAGGGUUAGUAUCUCAUCUCAUCCAAGAGGCUGUUAUUCUAACUACUGCUGUCAAGCUUGGGAAAGGCUGGAGGGAACUGGCUGAAAAGUUAGUAAGACUCACAAAGCAACAAAUAGAGGCGUAUGAAAUUCCUCACCAAGGAAAAUCUGGAGACAUUGCUGUUGAGGGCCAUGUUUUGAUACCAAAAUUUGCUUCAACAUUUUUUAUCAAGCCUCGAGCUAAUUAAAAUAUAGAGAAUAUUAAUAGUACGGACUGUCAUAUUUUUCUUAAGCACUUUUGGCCAUUUCUUAUUCUUUUCUAAAGAAAAGAAAAGUGUCUCUUUGGAGAUUUCUGAGAAUAUCAUUUUUUGAAAUUAAACAUCUCCCCAAAUUAAAUUUUAAGAAAUAUUUUUUAACUUUUUAAAUAACACUGCAUUUGCUACAUAAAAGCAAAACUUGAAAUUCAAUUAUAAACAAAGUAUAUUUUCCAGAGUAUCUCUUUUGAAAGAGAAAUUAUUCCAUAUAAAGAUGUGAUCGUUGCCAAGGCUUUCCUGUAAAGUCAGUGAAAAUUCAUUGGCAUUUUUUCUGAACAUAUUUAUAAAUUUGACUUAAUAAUAGGAAUCAGUAAAAUAUUAGAAAAAUGGAUCACUUCUUAAAACACAGAUUUUGCCAGGUGAAAUUCUGGGACUUCCAGUGCUAAGAUAUGUUGUUAGUUGCUAUCGUGUUGAUGGCUUCUCAUGGUGACCCCAUGUGUGCAGAGUAGAACUGCUCCAUCAGGUUGUUCAAGGCUGUGACCUUUCAGAAACAGAUCUCCAAGUCUGUCUUCCAAGGUGCCUCUGGGUAGGUUCAAACCCCCAACCUUUUGGCUAAUAGUUGAGCUUGUAACUGUUUGUACCACCCAGGAACUCUUGUGCUAAGAUAUACACAAACCUAAACUGGGUGUUCUUCACUUAGCCUUCUAAGAAUUGUUAUCAUAUAUAACAAUUUAUUUCCCUAGCAAGUGCUUUCAUUGGCAACUCUGCCUACCAAUAAAGAUUAUGCUCUAUCCAUCUUAUUCUAUAAAGACACUUAUUCAUGAAGGGCACUCACCAAAGUGGGAUGCAGAACAUUUUCUUAAAACAUUUUGUUAUGCCAAUUGACCUAGAUGUCCCCUUGAGGUAGGGAAAAAACAGGGACCGAGCCGCUAGUCGGGGAGCCUUGCAACACCUGCAACUUACAACUUACAAUACUAUUUGCUUGGCUAAUGCAAAACACCCAUCCUGGAAUGUGCGAUAAGGAAAGAACAAAAAACGCACUCCCUUGUAAGAUGUUUUUCAGAAGGACCUGCCAGAUCUGGUCCCCAGAGCAUGCACAGACAUCCACAAGGUGACUGACAGAUGACCUACACCUGAUGCAAGUACCUGGGACAGAAAUCGAACCUGCCCCGCAGGCGGACUACCUGGGCGUGACACCCCAUAAUAAGUCCUGCCAUCCAGUCCCAGGAGCCUUUGCUACGGGUUCCAUCUUGGAUUCCAGAUGUGCGCACAGCCGAAUUUAGUAUGCACUGCCAUUCUGAGAAGUACCCACCAGUUGAAAGAAACCUACUAAAUAUUCAUUACACUAUCAUCCUCGCCAAACCCGUAUAAGCCCCAGAAAAAGCUUUUUUCGGGGGAACAGAGGCUAGCGUUGCUUGAUCCCUCUCUGUUCCAUGCUUGCGAGCCUUCACUUUCUUUCUGCAACAAAUAAACCUUUGUUCAUGUUGAACCUCUGAGCCUCUCCUGGUCAUUCUUAGUUAGUAUAAGGCAAGAACCUAGGCAGGGCUUGGUCCUGAGUUGGGAAGCCUUAGCCUGCAACACUCUGAAACUAUGGUCCCCAUACCCCCGUCAAUGCUACUUUGGCCUUGGAACAGUUUGGUUGUAUUCAGGAAACUUCUUUGCUUUUGGUUUAGUCCAGUUGUGCUGACCUCUCCUGUAUUGUGUGCUGUCUUUCCCUUCACCUAAAAUAGUUCUUGUCUACUAUGAUUAGUGAAUACCCCUCUCCCUCCCUUCGCACCCUCAUAACCAUCAAAGAAUGUUAUCUUCUGUGUUUAAACUAUAUUUCUUGAGUUCUUAUAAUAGUGGUCUCAUACAAUAUUUGUCCUUUUGCAACUGACUAAUUUCACUCAGCAUAAUGCCUUCCAGAUUCCUCCAUGUUAUGAGAUGUUUCACAGAUUCAUCCUUGUUCUUAAUCGUUGUAUAGUAUUCCAUUAUGCGAAUAUACCAUAAUUUAUUUAUCCAUUCAUCCAUUGAUGUGCACCUUGGUUGCUUCCAUCUUUUUGCUAUUGUAAGUAGUGUAGAAUGAACAUAGGUGUGCACAUAUCUGUUUGUGCGAAGGCUCUUAUUUCUUUAGGAUAUAUUCCAAGGAGUGGGAUUACUGGGUCAUAUGGAAGUUCUAUUCUAGCUUUUUAAGGAAGUGCCAAAUCCAUUUCCAAAGUGGUUGUAACAUUUUAAAUUCCCUCCAGCAGUGCAUAAGUGUUCCAGUCUCUCCACAACCUCUCCAACAUUUAUUAUUUUGUGUUUUUUGGAUUAAUGCCAGCCUUGUUGGAGUAUUUGAUUUGGAUUUCUCUAAUGGCUCAUGACCGUGAGCAUUUCCUCUUGUAUCUGUUAACCACCUGAAUGUCUUCGUUGAUGAAGUGCCUGUUCAUAUCCUUUGCCCAUUUUUUAAUUGGGUUAUUUGUCUUUUUGUAGUUGAGUUUUUGCAGUAUCUUGUAGAUUUUACAGAUCAGAUGCUGAUUGGAUUUGUUGUAGACAUUUUCCCAGUCUCUAGGUAAUCAUUUUACUCUUUUGGUGAAGUCUUGAUGAGCAUAAGUGUUUGAGUUUUAGGAGCUCCCAGUUACCUGGUUUCUCUUCUGGUGUUUGUGCAUUUUUAGUAAUGUUUUGUAUAUUGUUUAUGCCAUGUAUGGGCUCCUAGCAUUGUCCUCAUUUUUUCUUCCAUGAUCUUUAUCAUUUUAGGUUUUAUAUUUAGGUCUUUGAUCCAUUUUAAGUUAGUUUUUGUGCAUGGUGUGAGGUAUGGGUCUUGUUUCAUUUUUUUUUUUUUUUGCAGAUGGAUAUCCAGUUAUGCCAGCACCAUUUGUUAAAGAGUCUGUCUUUUCCCUAUUUAACAGAUUUUGGGGCUUUGUCAAUUAUCAGCUGCUCAUAUGUGGACGGAUUUAUGUCUGGAUUCUCAAUUCUGUUCCAUUGGUCUAAGUUAUCUGUUGUACCAGUACCAGGCUGUUUUGACUACUGUGGUGGUAAAAUAGGUUCUAAAAUCAGGUAAAGUGAGGCCUCCCACUUUGCUUUUCUUUUUCAGUAAUGCUUUACUUAUCCUGGGUCUAUUUCCCUUCCAUAUGAGGUUGGUGAUUUGUUUCUCCAUCUCAUUAAAAAAAAAAAAUGUCAUUAGAAUUUGGGUUGGGAUUGCAUUGUAUGUAUUCUACCUUUGGGCAGAAUAGACAUUUUUACAAUGUUGAGUCUUCCUAUCCAUGAGCAAGGUAUGUUUUUCCACUUAUGUAGGUCUCUUUUGUUUUCUUGCAGUAGUGUCUUGUAGUUUUCUUUGUAUAGGUCUUUUACGUCCCUGGUUAGAUUUAUUCCUAAGUAUUUUACCUUGUUGGGGGCUGUUGUAAAUGCUAUUGAUUUGGUGAUUUUCUCUUUGAGAUUCUCUUUGUUGGAGUAGAGGAAUCCAACUGAUUUUUGUAUGUUUAUCUUGUAUCCUGAUAGUCUGCUGAACUCUUCUAUUAGUUUCGUAGUUUUCUUGAGGAUUCUGCAGGGUUUUCUGGGUAUAAGAUCAUGUCAUCUGCAAACAGAGGUACUUUUACUUUUUCUUUGCCAAUUUGGAUGCCCUUUAUUUCUUUAUCUAGCCUAAUUGCUCUGGCUAGGACCUCCAACACAAUGUUGAAUAAGAGUGAUGAUAAAGGGCAUCCUUGUCUGGUUCCCAUUCUUCGGGGGAACACUUUCAGACUCUCUCCAUUUAGGAUGAUGUUGGCUGUUGGCUUUGUAUAAAUGCCCUUUAUUAUGUUGAGGAAUUUUCUUUCUAGUCCUAUUUUGCUGAGAGUUUUUAUCAUGAAUGGGUGUUGGACUUUGUCAAAUGCCUUUUCUGCAUCAAUUGAUGAGAUCAUGUGGUUCUUGUCUUUUGUUUUAUUUAUAUGGUGAAUUACACUGAUUGUUUUUCUAAAGCUGAACCACCCCUGUGUACCUGGUAUGAAUCCCACUUGGUCAUGGUGAAUUAUUUUUUUGAUAUGUUGUUGAAUUCUAUUGGCUAGAAUUUUGUUGGGGAUUUUUGCAUCUAAGUUCAUGAGGGAUAUAGGUCUGUGAUUUUCUUUUUUGGUGAUGUCUUUACCUGGUUUUAGUACCAGGGAAAUGCUGGCUUCAUAGGAUGAGUUUGGGAGUAUUUCAUCUUUUUCUAUGCUCUGAAAUACCUUUAGUAGUAGUGAUGUUAACUCUUCUCUGAAGGUUUGGUGGAAUUCUCCAGUGAAGCUGUCAGGGCCAGGGCUUUUUUUUGGUAAGAUUUUUUAAAUUACCUUUUCAAUCUCUUCUUUUGUUAUGGGUUUAUUUAGUUGUUCUACCUCUGUUUAUGUUAGUUUGGGUAGGUUGUGUGUUUCUAGAAACUCAUCUAUUUCUUCUAGGUUUUCAAAUUUGUUAGAGUACAAUUUUUCUUAGUAAUCUGAUAUGAUUCUUUUAACUUCAGGUGGGUCGGUUGUGAUAUUGCCAAUCUUAUUUCCUCUUUGGGUUAUUUGCUUCAUAUUCUGUCUUUCUUUUGUCAGUUUGGCCAAUGGUUUAUCGAUUUUGUUAAUUUUUUUGAAGAACUAGCUUUUGGUCUUGUUAACUCUUUCAAUUGUUUUUAUGUUUCCCAUUUUGUUUAAUUCUGCUCUAAUUUUUAUUAUUUGUUUUCUUCCUGUGUCUGAGAGUUUCUUUUGUUAUUCUCUGUUUGUUCAAGUUGUAGGGAUAAUUCUUUGACUUUGGCCCUUUCUUCUUUUUGUGAUGUGUACAUUUAUUGCUUUAAAUUGACCCUUGAGCACUGCUUUAGCAGCUGACCUCUUAACCACUGUGCCACCAGGCAUACUUCAAAAACAAACAAAAGAUAAUAAUUGUUGCAAUUUAUUGAAUGUUUACUGAGUGUCAGAUAUUUAUUAUGAAUAUUUUUCAUUACAAUAUCUCUUAUUUUAAAAAACCCUGUAUGGAAAGCAUUAUAACCAUCCACUUUUAAUGGAUAAGCAAACUGGGUGAAUGCAUUUUAUAUGCUACCCAGAGUCAUGUUGUUAUUAAGUGAUGGAAUUAGGAUUUGAAUCCAGGUUUCUUUUAUACAAACAUACCAGUCUGUCGUCUGUUUACUUGUGUUUAUACAAGGUCAUAACCACUUUAAUAUGCUGAAAGUCCUUUCAGAAAACAAAACAAAAAAAGGUCAGAGAAAGUGUGCAAGAGCAGUUAGGGAAUGCUUCCUAGCCCUGAAUAGCAUUUGAAUAAUUGGAGAGGACUAGUAGAGGAUUUUGGGGUCCUGGUGGUGCAGAGCUCAGCAGCUAGCCAAAAGGUUGACAGUUCAAAUCCACCAGCUGCUCUUUGGAAACCCUAUGGGGCAGUUCUACUCUGUCCUAUAGGGUCACUAUGAGUCGGAAUCAAUUCAAUGGCAGCAGAUUUUAUUUCAGUGGGGGAUUUCAGUGUUUCCAGAUACCAAAGACUUCUGGAGACCACUGAGGAGAAGGUGUGGACUGGAGGAGAGGCUUUAUCUUAGUAAUUAUUGGGAGAUAUGGUUGAACGUAUACGUUGGAGUUGAUAAUGUAUAUAUUUUCAUUGAAUGACUUCCACAGCAAAGAGACUAAGAUUACUGGUCUGGGUUCCUGUUCCAGUUCUUAUCUCAUUGAUUAGCCAUAUUUCUUUGCCCAAGUUAUUUGAUUUUUCUAGGGAUAAUUUUUUGUUCGUUUGUUUUUAACUUGUAAAAUGAGACUAAUAGUACUAUCUUGCUUUUUGAAUGUUUAGAAGUUUAAAUGAGAUAAUUUAUGUGAGUGAAAUAUGUGGCGCACUGCUUUGCACAUUGUAAUCUCUAAACACAUAUUAGCUAUUACUUUGAUGAGGAAGAGGAGGAAGAGAUGAAUUUGGCAACUGAGUGAUACUGAGUGAUUUUGGCAAAAAACAAAAUAGGGUAAUAUUUUAGUAAUAUAGUUAAGAGAAACUAGUGAAAGAACGUACAUAAGGGAGCAGGCAGCAAUGAUAUCAAGUCCCCUUUUCUGAGAAACUGGUAAUGCAUCAACAAAAAGGAGAGAAAGUCUUGACCGAUCAGCUUUUUCUUACCAGCUUAAUAGAAUUUAAUUUUCCUUGGAAAGAUAUCUUAUGGAGAGGCAAAAGAAAUGUCCUUGGACUGUUAAGUUUUUCUGGCUCAUUUGACGACUCCUGCAUUCCAUUUAACAUGAUGUCUCAUUGCCCAGGUAGGUACCCGGGCCUGGUUCAGUUCUAGCCUUGGUACUUGAAGCUGUAGUUUGCUGUUCUUUUACAGUAAGAAAUACAUUUACAGCUUUCUAAAGGAGGAAAAAAUAUUAUAUGGAAAUUCAUCUACCAAUGGUAAAUUGCAUAGAAUAAUUUCUUAAAUCUUCAUUGCUUAUAAUAGGGAUUUGGCAUGGUGACAUAAUAUUUAGAUUACCUUAGUCUACUUUAUACUAAACUAUAAUACUCAUUUCUAAAGUAUUUAGUUUCAAAAAGGUAUUCAAUUUUUGACAUGAUUGAGGACAACAAGGGCAUCACAUUGCCAUUCCCUGGCAUAACAUAUAGUAUUCCUGUGAUCUUUAAUUCCAAAUAAUGUAUCUCAGUACCACCCUGAAAAUUAGGUAGAAAUAGUAAUCACAUUAUGAUAAAUAUUUAAAUUUUCAGUUAAUGUAUACCUUAGUUUUUAGUUUAUAAUUUAGAUAAAUUAUAAAGAUGUUUUAAAAUGGAUUUACAGACAUAAUAAUAACAAACCUUUUCUAUGGUUUAUUAUUAUGGAACAUAGCCAGGAAAACCAAAGUCUUGCUAAGCUUAAGAACUAAACCAGUAUUUAAUAAAAGUGUUUAAUAAUGAAAUGAAAUACAUUUGGGUCAGCAGCAUAGUGAAAUAGCCUUGCAUUGACAGGUGGCCUGGAUUCUUUUCCUGGAUGUUUGAAUGUGGUUGUAUUAUUUAGUAUAAAAUUCAACCAACAGUUAGCAUUAAUUGAUCACCUAGUGUGUACCAGAAAUCUGCACAUGUAUUCCUUUGGGUAAAUGGCGAUGCUUUUUGACAUGGGGUGCACUUCCCCUCCCCCUUUUUACAGAACGGGGGAAAAUAAGUGCCCAAGAAAAUCUGGAGCAAAUAAGUCUAGAUUUGAACCCAGGGCAUAUGCCUCCAAGUGCAGAGCUCUUACAGUUGUGUUUUUCUCUCAGUUUCUUUAAUAGUUACAUUGAAAGGAUGGUUUGAAGAAGCCUAAGUUUUUUCAACUUUAACGUUCAGAUGUCUCUACUAAUGUACGGUUGCGGUGGGGAGGAGCAGAGUGGUGUCAGGAGGGCGGAAGGGAGGGAUGGUGAGGAGGCAGCAGGUUAUCCUUUUAACUAAGAAUUGGUAGGAAUGGCUUGACGAGCAGGUUUUUCUGUGUUGUUAGGCAGUUUUGAAUGAUGCAAGAGCAAGAAAUGGGUCCUCUAUCUUCCUCUGACUCAUUCUUAAUUCCAAGUGAUUAUUCACAAAGCAAAAAAAAAAACUGACUAUUCCUAAACAGGGAAGAACACACUCAGCAUUUCUCAAGCUGAAAGAACUGAAGAAAAAAUUCAAGGUUUGAGUUGCAAUACUGAGGGAUUCUAUGUCAAAAAUAUUAAAUGAUACAGGAAGCAUCAAAAGAAGAUGCAAGGAAUACACAGAGUGACUAUACCAAAAGAAUUGGUGGAUGUUCAACCAUUUCAGGAGGUAGCACAUGAUCAGGAACUGACGGUACUAAAUGAAGAAGUCCAAGCUGCACUGAAGGCGCUGGCAAAACACAAGGCUGUGAAAAUUGAUGGAGUACCAGUUGAGAUGUUUCAACAAACAGAUGCUGCACUGGAAUUGCUCACUCACUUAUGCCAAGAAAUUUAGGAGAGAGUUACCUGGCCAAUCAACUGGAAGAGAUCCAUAUUUAUGCCUAUUCCCAAGAAAGGUGAUCCAACCAAAUGUAAAAAUUAUUGAACAGUAUCAUUAAUAGCACAUACAAGCAAAAUUUUGCUGAAGAUCAUUCAGAAGCAGCUGCAGCAGUAUAUUGACAGGGAACUGCCAAAAAUUCAAGCUGGAUUUAGAAGAGGACAUGGAACCAGGGAUAUCACUGCUGAUGUCAGAUGAAUCCUGGCUGAAAGGAUGAAAGACAUUUACGUGUGUUUUAUGGACUACGAAAAGGCGUUUGACUCUGCAGAUCAUAACAAAUUAUAGAUAACAUUGCAGAGAAUGGGAAUUCCGAAACAAUUGUGCUUAUGAGGAAUCUGUACACAGAUCAAGGGGCAGUUGUUCGAACAGAACAAGAGGAUACUGCAUGGUUUAAAGUCAGGAAAGAUGUGCAUCAGGGUUGUAUCCUUUCACCAUGCUUUUUCAAUCUGUAUGCUGAACAAAUAAUCUGAGAAGCUGUACUAUUUGAAGAAGAAUGGGGCAUCAGGAUUGGAGGAAGAUUUAUUAACAACCUGCAAUAUGCAGAUGACACAACCUUGCUUGCUGAAUGUGAAGAUCUGAAGCACUUACUGAUGAAGAUCAAAGAUGACAGCCUUCAGUAUGGAUUACACCUCAAUGUUAAAAAAAAAAAAAAACAACUUCACAACUGGACCAAUAAGCAACAUCACAAUAAAUAGAGAAAAGAUUGAGGUUAUCAAGGGUUUCAUUUUAUUUGGAUCCACAACUAACACCCAUGGAAGUAGCAGUUGAGAAAUCAUAAAGACACUUUGCACUGGGCAAAUUGGCUGCAAAGGACCUCUUUAAAGUGCCAAAAAGCAAAGAUAUCACCUUGAGGACUAAGGUGAGCUGACCCAAGCCAUGGUGUUUUCAAUUGCUUCAUAUACAUAUGAAAGCUGGACAAUGAAUAAGGAAGAUCGAAGAAGAAUUGAUGCCUUGAAUUGAAGUAUUGACAAAGAAUAUUGGAUAUACCAUGGAGUGCCAAAAGAAUGGACAAAAAAUCUGUCUUGGAGAAGCACAACCAGAAUGCUCCUUAGAAGUAAGGAUGGCAAGACUAUGUCUCACAUAUUUGGACGUGUUAUUAGGAGGGAUCCAUCCCUGGAGAAGGACAUCAGAAGUGGUAAAGUGGAGGGUCAGCAAAAAAGAGGAAGACCCUCAAUGAGAGGGAUUGACACAGUGGCUGCAACAAUGGGCUCAAGCAUAGCAACAAUUGUGAAGAUGGUGCUGGACUGGGCCGUAGUUUGUUCUGUUGUUCAUAGAGUCAGAACCACUGGACAGCACCUAACAACAACAACAAUCCCUAAACAGACUUUUCCUGGAGAAGCUUACAACUUAGCUAAGCACCAUUUCCCUUCCAAAGAAAUAAGGACUCCGGAUGUGUUAACCUCCUUUCUCCCCUGAAGAUAACAGCGGCCUCGUCUUCAAUACUAGUUAUGUUCUUACGAUUUACUGAAGAUAGAACACAUGUAAAAAUCAUUAAUAAAGCAAAUUUGCCUUAAUACUUCUUCAGCUAAUGGUACUUAAAAUGAAACAUUGCUCCUUAAUUUUUUGAGGAGAGUAGGCGGCUUAUUAAUCCUUUAAUGUCUCAAAAUGCAAUUACCCCAAAGGUAGUUAAAACCAACUGCAUUCUUUAUGCUAUUCUAUUUUGAGCUAAAAAAAAGAGAUAGAAUGCUAUGCUCGGAUCUGAAUUUCUUUUAUGCAAGUUGUAUUUCAUUAUCUAGUGCAUUAUCUAAUGAGUCUUACUGGCUUCUGAAAGUAAGCACUCUAAAUUUGGGAAACUUUAUUUUUAUUUUAUUCAUUUCUCUUGGCACCACAUUUAUUUCUUUUUCAUUGCUCCCUUACCUUUUGCUUUAUCAUCUAAUACUGAGAAGACAAAUGAAAGUAAAGAAAUAUUCCUUCCACAUAAAUGCUGGGACGCUGGAAAACUGUUCAACUUGACAGAUUAAACACUUACUGACGCUGCUGCCCUUUAUUUUUAAAGAGAUCAAAGCACACAGAUGAGAAAUGAACAACUCUGUGCUUUUAUCAGCCUCAUGCUUCCUAUUCAAGGGAUGAAUCCAUUACACCACUAAGAAUCAAGGCAAAAGAGUGCUGCCUAUGUAUCACAUGUUUGUAAUGGAGAUGAGAAGGCUGAGAGAACUUGUUUAGUGGUUAAGAAUAAUUCAACAAAAACAAAGCCUUGGGAGCAUGUUUUCCUUUUGAUUUGUCAAAGCAUAAGUGCAGAGCUUCUGCGUAUCUUGCCUUAAUCAUAACAUUGAGCAAGAGCGGAAGAACUAUUUUUAAAACACUGACUGGAUAGAUAACAUAAACCUGGAAGAGAUCUUGGCAGUCUUCAACUCAUUUCCAGGUUUUGGAAGACUUUGCUUAAGCCAUCCAAAAAGAAAAUUGUUUAUUCUACUUGUUUUAUCUCUUCAGUCAUUUCCAGACAAAAAUGACUCCAUUUUCUCUUUAAUUUAUGACAGUGUUUAGAAUCCCUAGUGCCCUAAUGCCUACCCUACUUUUGGGCAUACUUUCAUAAAGCCUAUAGUUAAUGUACGUAAGUUAAAAUUACCUCUUAUGUCUUUGAUAACAUACCUUCACUUGCUGAAUAAGAAAACUGGAAUGACAUAAGAUAAUAAGAAAUGCUGAAACAAUAAAGGUGUAUUUAAGGGCUAGAGUCCAAAUGUUAGACACCUAUACCACAAAGGACAAAAAACCAACUGAUUAGACUAUUUACUGCAUUUAAAAAAGCUAGCCUUUUGUCAGGCUUUGUUAAGGCAAUACUCAAUAUAAAACCUGUUGCCAUGGAGUCGAUUCCAACUCAUGGUGAC
Molecule: messenger RNA, 15131 nt
Organism: Loxodonta africana (African savanna elephant)
Lineage: Eukaryota; Metazoa; Chordata; Mammalia; Proboscidea; Elephantidae
Gene: MACC1
Product: MET transcriptional regulator MACC1
Exons: 9
Coding region: 2035-4461 (808 amino acids)
Cellular component (GO): cytoplasm
Molecular function (GO): protein binding
Source: RefSeq, a predicted model, not a curated record